AUGGCGGAUGUUGAGGAUCCGGUAAUAAGGGAGACAUACGAAGAAGUUAGAGAUGACAGAAAUGAUACAAACUGGUUGAUUCUCCAGUAUGAAAGUGAGAAAUCCGACAAAUUGAUUUUAGCUGCGAAAGGCCCUGGAGGAUUAGAAGAAUUUACCGAACAGCUCUCUCCAGAUCAAGCAGCAUUCGGAUAUCUUCGAAUGAACGUAUCUAAUGACGAAUUAUCCGUGAGAACCAAAUUUGUGUUUGUUACAUGGAUUGGGAGUCGAGUCAAGGUUUUGAGAAAGGCAAAGUUAAGCGUACAUGUGAGCGAUGUCAAGAGGGUGUUGAAUGCGUAUGCAAUUGAAAUCACUGCACACGACAAAAACGACUUUAUUGAGUCUGAAAUUUUAACUCAACUCAGAAAGGCAGGCGGUGCUAACUAUGAUAGAGGGUCUCACAAUUAUUGA
Messenger RNA from Paraglomus occultum, 447 nucleotides. NCBI's taxonomy places the organism in Eukaryota, Fungi, Glomeromycota, Glomeromycetes, Paraglomerales, Paraglomeraceae. The record is from the annotation of a GenBank genome assembly.